ACAGGUACACAAUUCCGAAUAGAUCGAUUGGUUAAGCUUAUGUUUGGUGUCAGCUGAGUUGACCCGAUUCUGAAAAAGGCGCGCCCGGCGGAUAGACUUAACCGAUUACGCUUAUAACCUACCUGUGAUCGUGCGCAUGUCAUUGGCUACCUGUUUAAUUUGAAGACCGGGUGCACAUUUUUCAUUCAAACAUCGGGAGACACCAACUCAUACGACGUUUUAAGUCAGGGUAGAGGAAGAAAAAGCGCAUCAAGUUAUCAGUACGCCGGGAGGACUGACGGUUAUCUGCGGAGGCGGGAGAAAGUGUACCUUAGCCCACUCAAACACUUCACAUUUUAUACCUUGACUCAUACUGUUGCUACUAGGCAGCGUGCAACAUUGAGGGUGCUUUAAGGGAUAACGAACAAACGCCCAAAAUGGCGGAUUGGGGAACAGUGAACCAGGCUAUGACAAUCGAGGACGAGACGACGGGGGACUCAAGGACAAAACCUACCGAGAAUAAAGGUGACAAACCCCAGAGUGGUGUUGGGGCUACUCCUGCGCAGUCGACGACCAGUGUCCCCGCACAAGGAAACGAGGGGACCCAACAGAGGGAGUUAAAGCCUCUGUUUUCUUUUGAAUUCAACGAUGAAUAUCUUUUCUUCCCGCCUGGGAUUUUAAAAAUCAUUCAACUGGUAUUUGGUAUCAUCUGUAUAGGCUGUAGCGGUAUGGCAAUGGGCGGCGGGGCGCAGGCCUUCCUCUCGGUGGCAAUCAUAGUCUUCUUCGAAGGUCUUUUAACAUUCAUCAUCAUAGUCAGCAGGAAGGACAGAAUAAUGGAAUAUAUAUUUAAAUUUGACAUCAUCUUCUCUAUCGUAGCGUCUUUAGCGUAUCUCGUCGUUUCCUGUCUAUUAGCUGCUACUUCGGGUGGAUGGCCGGCAUACAUCGCUGCCGUGGUGUUUGGUUUUCUGAACACGUUAGCUCUAGGUAGCUCCAUCGUAUUCCUCAUCAUGUUCUGUCUACCUGGACCUAAAUGAAAAAGGACAAGGAAGGAGACAAGAAAAGAGAAACGUUAUAGAAUCUCCCUGGGGUUACCCAGCAUGAAUGCAUCCAUGAAAAUGGACAAACGACAAGCUGUUUGGAGACCAGUUGUGUUAAAUGAAUGUGGUUGUUUAUAGUCAAAGGAAACCAACCGAAAUACCUUUGCACGCACGCAUGCGACUGACAUUUAAGAUAAAGACAAAAAAAAA
Messenger RNA from Lingula anatina, 1226 nucleotides. RefSeq lists its product as uncharacterized. Lineage: Eukaryota; Metazoa; Brachiopoda; Lingulata; Lingulida; Lingulidae. The record is from RefSeq and is a predicted model, not a curated record. Gene Ontology annotation, cellular component: membrane.